Penicillium vulpinum is the source of this 675-nucleotide messenger RNA. RefSeq lists its product as uncharacterized. NCBI's taxonomy places the organism in Eukaryota, Fungi, Ascomycota, Eurotiomycetes, Eurotiales, Aspergillaceae. The record is from RefSeq and is a predicted model, not a curated record. Bases 1 to 675 code for a protein of 224 amino acids. The transcript has 2 exons.
AUGGCGUGGCCAUCGUAUAACAUUGCCCAGAGGGAGUCAAAUCCAUCUUACGGACCUAGAUGGGAUACCAGUGGCUAUGAAUGGCCUCAAGUCUCUCCUCCUCCCCCAUUCUCUAUCCCCUCGGCCAUAGAGCCACCAAUGUUUCCAAGCCAUCUUCUAUACAACUAUCACCUACAGCAUCCUUCCAUGCCACUCUAUCCUAACUUUUUCAUACCCGCUGCUCCGUCCAAUCUUGACUUAUACCGCCCGAAUCAGGAAGUCACACAUUAUUCCUUGCUCGAGGGCAAUGGUGUUGCCAACCCAUUUCAUAUGGAUAGCAUCAGCCCGGAACCUAGUGCUACCACUCGUGGUGCCUCCCAAUCCCCCAACUGCUCUGUACAAGAGAUACAUCAGCUAAAAGACAAUGGCCGUCAUAGUGCCAGGUCUGGGGCGCUAUGUCGCCGUCGUGGAGCACGCAAGCCGAACCCAGGAAGUGACGGUCAAGGUGCUUUCCGCUGCACCUGGAAGAACUGCCGAUAUCCUGGCGUGUUCUCCUGCAAGGGGGUCUUAAGGCGCCACAUCAAAACGCAGCAUGUCACUCCACGUUCAUUCGGUUGUCCUGAGUGCGACAGGCUCUUCAGUCGAAAAGAUAACAUGACUGAGCACCUUGGAAGAGUGCAUUUUGGAAGAGUUUGA